Seminavis robusta is the source of this 3019-nucleotide messenger RNA. The record is from the annotation of a GenBank genome assembly. NCBI's taxonomy places the organism in Eukaryota, Bacillariophyta, Bacillariophyceae, Naviculales, Naviculaceae.
AUGCUGAGCUACGCCUACAGCACAACACCGAUUGGUCUGAUCUUGGCGAAACGCUUCAUUCAUGGGGAUUACAAAGCCGUGGCGAAUUGGUUCCCUGGGGUCUACAUGACCUUUGUUUCGUUGCCUUAUGUGGCAUGGGUGUCUGCUCUUCAAGCAUUGCCCGAGUCUCGAGACUUGCUCUUGAUCAUUGGAGACAUUAUCUGUAUAGUCCCACAGGUAGCCUUCCAACGAGGGCUAGGCGCAGUCAUCGAGGUAUCGACCAAAUUCGAUGACCCAGACUUGACGUGGGCGCAAGUGUGGAGCUGGGAAAGCCGCGUCUGGUAUACCAUUGUGAUGAUGCUGGGCAUCGGGAGCAUCGAGUGGGUCUUCUUGUACAAGCUGACAACGACGCGUCCCUCGGCCACUAAACUGAAAAAAACUGAUCCUGACAAUGCAAUCAAGCCGAUUGAUGCAUCACUGAAUCCCGAACUGGCGGCAGCAACACGACAAGAGCACCAAAUGGAACUUGCGGGUAUCAAUGCUCGCGAAGUGGUCAAAGCUUUCCGUGUACCGCCCCCUGAUGGAGAAGGGGACAAGACAAAGAAGAAUGCUGUUCUAAAACGCUCGGUAAAAGGAGUCAGUUUUGGUAUUCGCAAAAAUGAGAUCUUUGCAUUGCUCGGGCCCAACGGCGCAGGCAAGUCUGUCACGAUGGGAGUCCUGGCUGGUGAACAUACCCCGGAAAACGGGCAGAUUACGUUGGAAGGCCAAGUGGCUUCGGGAGAGACCAAGGACAUUGGACAUCUCUACAGUCAGUGCGAUGUGGCUUAUGUCCCCCAAUUCGAUGCCUUGUUUCCCCACAUGACUGUGCUCCAGCACCUCAAGUUCUAUGCUCAGAUUCGAGGCUUGAAUUGGGAAGAGGAGUCUACACAAUCUCACGUCCAGGCCAUUGUCCAUCUAUUAGGACUGGGCAAGCAUCAAGACAAGGAAGCCACGGCACUCUCGGGUGGAUACAAACGCCGGUUGUCUUUGGGAUUGGCCAUGAUUGGUUAUCCCAAAGUGAUGAUGGUCGAUGAGUGCACCACCGGGAUGGACCCCGGGGCCAGGCACUUGGUUUGGGAUGUGUUGAAGCCACAAACCCUUCACGAAGACUAUGAUUUGCCGGCGAUCUUGCUCUCGAGCCACUACAUGGACGAGUGCGAAACCCUGGGCGAUACCAUCGCAAUCAUGAUUGAUGGAGAGAUCGUCACUGUUGGAACAUUGCCAUAUCUUCAAGGCAAGUACUGUACAAGCUACUUUGUGGAGAUCAGCAUUGACCCUCUGGCAGACGGGGUGACGGGGAGCGAUUUGCCCGAAGACAAUGUAGUGGAGGCUUUUUUGAAGGAGGGAAUGCCCGCCAAAGUGUACGAAUCGUUACCAUAUCGCUUUAAAUUGCAGCUUCCCUUUCAAGAAGAUGGCAAUCACCAAAGCCAGCUGGCCGACAUCUUUGGUCUUCUCGAACGCGAAAAGGAAGCUCUGGGGAUCAAGUUCUAUUCAGUGGAACAAAUGAAUCUGGAAAAGAUCUUCAUUGACCUCUCUCGUAAGCAAUUCGAGGCGGAGGAGCAAUACAUAUCCGAGAGACCAAGCAUGAGUCGACGAGGAAGCAGCCGACGGAACAGUCAACGCGGAAGCAGCCGACGAGGACGGACUAUGUCCGUGUAGCUAAUGCAGUACUUAUGAAACUUUGAUUAUAGAUAUGACACAUGUGUGGCAUUGACGUCCAUUGCCAUGCCCAUCACUUCCACCGGGUAGUUUGGGUCCACUUGCCCAUUCUGGUUAACGUGGACUGCAAGGCGAAUCACAUAACUCAGCGAAGUGGGAGGACAGUCUUCUGAAAGUGCUCUGCCGCCGGCCACUUCCGAAGAGCAAAGAACUACUAAUGUCAUGCAUGCAUGCUGUUCGCUAGCGGACCGUACCUGUAUGUUGUUGAUGAUGGUGAGACUGGAACACGAAACGGCACCAUUGUCAACGGCCGACAGGCCUACGAGGAAGAGACAAGGGUUUGAGGCGCCAAGGUUUGCAUACAGUACGAACCGAGCACAAAGACACACGAACAAACGACGAUGCACCAAACAGAAGAACUGACCGUUACCUUGCACGAGGACGAACCAUCCCCACAGAGGAACCACCGCAAGACAACACCCUUUCCAGUGGGUCGACGUGCAGGACAGGACUCAGUAAAUGGCCGCCAACAAGUCAACCCCACCGGGCUCCCGAAAGAACCACGGGCUCACAAGGAGCGGCUGCAAAAGCAGCACUGAAAAGGUGUCACCGUCAUGCAAUUGGAAGAAGUUGUGUUUGAGAGAGCAAAAGCUUGCUUGAAGACAACGGCAUUUCAAUGCAACGGCGGUUUUUAACGGCUCGACAGGGGGAACAGAUGAUCACAGAGGCAAAAGGACGACGCCAAUAUCAUGGUCAAACAAUGGGCAAACAGAAGAACAAGAAGGCGAUACCUGGAAUGCAAGAUCUAUUCACACGAGACAUCAGACGGUACCAACAUUACCUUUUCCCAAACCCAACGAAAGCUCCCCACUUCCGCAAACCACAUGAGCAACUAUUGUAGGAGUUAGUACCGGUAGUGUAGAAUUACCGAGCACGAGCGAGGAUGAACCGAAGGAAGAAGGACCUUUCACCCGACAGAGCCCAUCCCAGCGCUGACUGAUGUGCUGUGCCAAACAGAAGAACCGACUUUACCUUUGCACGAGGACGAACCAGCCAGCCAACUAGACUAUUAUAACCAACGGUCCAAGAGCGAGUACGACCCAGCCAACCCAAUGCUACUCAGCUAUGAACUGUUCCAAAACCACAAUCGGCUAUACCAUGGAACAGAGCACGGCCUUUCACCCGACAAAGAAAGGAAGGAAGGAAGGAAGAAAGGUAGGACGAACCAGCCAACCCAAUGCUACUCAGCUAUGAACUGUUCCAAAACCACAAUCGGCUAUACCAUGGACCAGAGCACGGCCUUUCACCCGACAAAGAAAGGUAGGUAGGUAGGUAGGAAGGU